GGAAAUCACGUCUCCAUACGCAGAAUUUCUCCUUCUUUCUUUGUAUUUUCUUUAAACUGCUCCUUCGCGAUUCCAUAGCUCGACUCUUGUCGUCUUCUUCGUCUCCCGUCAAGGUUUUACCCCCAUGGAAGGAAGCUUCUUCAGAUCUGAUGCUCAACCGGCUCAUGAUGACGGCUUUGUAGUCAAGCAAAAACCUAAUCCCGUCUCUGGUCCUACGGCAGUUAAAGCCAACGACACUGUCUGUUUUGAUUGCAACAUAUGUUUAGACACGGCACAUGACCCAGUUGUCACCCUCUGUGGACACCUUUUCUGCUGGCCUUGCAUCUACAAGUGGUUCCAUGUCCAAACAUCUUCCGUCUCCAGUGAUCAGCAGCAGAAUUGCCCAGUUUGCAAGGCUACCAUCUCUAUCGGUUCUUUGGUUCCCCUAUACGGAAGAGGCAUGUCUUCCUCCACGUUCGCCCCCAAAAAACAAGACCCAGAAAACAUGAUCAUACCCCGGAGACCGUCCCCUACCGCUCUAAACAAUCUGACCACUUCGGCUCCGGCCCUGAACCCAAACUUGCAGCCUCCUCAGUCUCUGCAACAUUCCCCUCGUCACAAUGGUGGCAGCUUCACAACAAUGGAAACGACAGAUCUUGCCAACGCAGUGAUGACGAGUUUUGUCAACCCAGUGAUCGGAAUGUUUGGAGACAUGGUGUAUACGCGUAUAUUCGGGACAUUCACAAACACUUUAGCUCACCCUUCUUACCGAAACCCGAACUCCAUCGGUGGGAACAACCACAGGAUGAGAAGACAGGAGAUGCAGAUCGAGAAAUCCCUUAAUCGGGUCACCAUCUUUCUCCUCUGCUGCAUCCUCCUCUGCCUCCUGUUGUUCUGAACCCUAUCCCCGUCAUCUUCUAGCUCCGUUUUGUUGUAGUUUGUAAUGUAAAUAUUCUGGUGAGUGAACUGUAAAAGUCACUGUGGUGUGGCAUAGAAAGCACUACAGACCAUAUUGUUUGGAUUAGGUCUAUUGCUGGCCACUGGUGGAUUGUUAUGUAUCGUCUACUUGCUUACACAUAUACAUACAUGAACAUCUGUAUAUACUUUCAUGCAUUGCUACACAUGCUUGAGAGGCCUAUACACGAUUCCAUUUAUCCUAUCCUA
Messenger RNA from Tarenaya hassleriana, 1143 nucleotides. RefSeq names its product E3 ubiquitin-protein ligase RMA3. Gene Ontology annotation, biological process: ubiquitin-dependent protein catabolic process. Gene Ontology annotation, molecular function: ubiquitin-like protein conjugating enzyme binding; metal ion binding; ubiquitin protein ligase activity. The coding region runs from base 125 to 877 and encodes 250 amino acids. The transcript has 2 exons. Lineage: Eukaryota; Viridiplantae; Streptophyta; Magnoliopsida; Brassicales; Cleomaceae. The record is from RefSeq and is a predicted model, not a curated record. Gene Ontology annotation, cellular component: endoplasmic reticulum.